Messenger RNA from Patella vulgata (common limpet), 1095 nucleotides. Its product is annotated as V-type proton ATPase catalytic subunit A. NCBI's taxonomy places the organism in Eukaryota, Metazoa, Mollusca, Gastropoda, Patellidae. Gene Ontology annotation, cellular component: lysosomal membrane. The record is from RefSeq and is a predicted model, not a curated record. Gene Ontology annotation, molecular function: ATP binding; proton-transporting ATPase activity, rotational mechanism. The coding region runs from base 64 to 1095 and encodes 343 amino acids. The transcript has 9 exons. Gene Ontology annotation, biological process: ATP metabolic process; proton transmembrane transport.
AUUAAUAUAUUAAAUACGCAUGCGUUGAAUUGUACACAAGUCACAUGAUUUUAAGACAUCAAAAUGGCUGGAGGAAUGGAUAGAACUCGUGGUCUUCCUAAGAUAAGGGAUGAAGAAAGAGAAUCUAAAUAUGGUUAUGUCUAUGGUGUCUCAGGUCCUGUUGUGGUGGCCCAGAAUAUGUCUGGAGCUGCUAUGUACGAGUUGGUACGUGUCGGUCAUUUUGAACUGGUAGGUGAAAUUAUUCGUCUUGAAGGUGAUAUGGCCACGAUUCAGGUCUAUGAAGAAACUUCUGGUGUUACGGUAGGUGAUCCUGUUUUACGAACAGGUAAACCACUGUCUGUUGAACUUGGUCCUGGUAUUAUGGGUAGUAUUUUUGAUGGUAUCCAGCGACCAUUAGAAGAUAUUUGUGAUCUCACUCAAAGUAUUUACAUUCCUAAGGGUGUUAAUACACCAGCUUUAAAUAGAAACAAGAAAUGGGAUUUUGAGCCCCUGAAUGUCCGUGUCGGUAGUCAUAUUACUGGAGGUGAUAUAUAUGGUGUGGUCUACGAGAAUAUUUUAAUUAAACAUAAAGUAAUGCUACCACCUAAAGCUAAAGGAACAGUAACGUAUAUAGCCGAACCAGGAAACUAUGAUAUUAAUGAUGUAAUCUUGGAAACUGAAUUUGACGGACAGAAGAGUAAAUUUACCAUGUUACAAGUAUGGCCUGUACGUCAGAUGAGACCGGUUAAUGAAAAACUAGCUGCUAACUAUCCUCUACUAACUGGUCAAAGAGUACUCGAUGCUCUCUUUCCAUGUGUACAAGGAGGAACUACAGCCAUCCCUGGAGCUUUUGGUUGUGGUAAAACUGUUAUUUCUCAAUCUUUAUCCAAAUAUUCCAACAGUGAUGUUAUUAUUUAUGUUGGUUGUGGAGAACGAGGUAAUGAGAUGUCUGAAGUAUUGAGAGAUUUCCCUCAGCUAACUAUGGAAGUUGAAGGUAAACCUGAGAGUAUUAUGAAGAGAACAGCUCUAGUAGCCAAUACAUCUAACAUGCCUGUAGCUGCUCGUGAAGCUUCUAUUUAUACAGGUAUUACACUAUCUGAAUAUUUCUAUCUCUGA